AUGAUAGCCCAGGGGUUUCGGGCUAAAUACGGCCAGCAGAUCGCGUGGGACAGACGAUGGAUGUACUCCCGCCAACGGACGGUCGACCUCAAGAGCCCUUCUGUGCCAGAGGGCCCGGUACCGCGACGGAUACCGCGUUUUCGGAAGAAGAGAGCCGUACAGCGCGGUGUUCGUGGGGUCAUACGCGUCUAUGUGAAUCCUACUUCCCCGGUGAUCCCGAUAGUAGUCAAUCCCACGCCGCCGCCGCAGGAGACGGAUACUGAGACGUUGUACACGCCGAACUCGAUGACGUUUGCCAAGUUGCAAGAUCAAAUCGACAGGACCCUGGCAAAAACGGAGGCGGUCUAUUCUUUGCCCGCUGCUUUCUUGCAAAAGGAAAUCGACAAUGCCCUGGCUCGAGCUACCGGUGCAUCGACUCCAGCAGAUAAACCGACUCCGGAAGACAAAUCGACUCCGGAAGAUAAGACAUCGACUCCGGCACCUACAUCAAUGCCCGAUGCCGAUUUGCAAGCUCAAAUCGACACGACCGUGGCACAGGCGACAUCUAAAUCGAAGUACACUUUUGAGUUGGAAGCCGAAAUCGACAACGGCGUGGCACGAGCGACCACACCUCCGCCAGCCGCACAAGACCCAGCCUUCAAAACGCUCCCGCCUUCGAAUCGCAAGCCCGGAGUCAACGCCCAAGGCAAGACCGCCGCCCAAGUCCUCGAGGCCAUGAACGACAAGAUCGCAGAGGAACAGAAGAACAAUGGCAAGGUCACCAUCCCGCUCGCGCCCAAGCCGGCCAUUGACACCACGCUCUCGGGAGCCGAGCAGAUGGCGCAGGCGAAGGCUCUCCAUCAGAAAAUGAUCAGGAACAACGAGGCCGAUAAAGCCGCCGCUGCCGCACGGGCCGCGGCCGGUGUUCCAACGAAGCCGGCGGGGACUCCUGCGAAUGCUGGAACGGGUAUGACUACCGUGAAGUCGAACGUCAAGGGGAUCCUUGAGGCGGCUGGGGUCUCUCUUAACCCGAACACCGCAGCACCAGAUGCCAACGGUGCGAAUUCCGGUGUCAACACAACCGGUCCUGAUCCUGCUGCUGCUGCUGCUGCCGCUACCGGCUCGACGCCGACGGGUGUCCCGAACACGACGCCUGCUUCCUCGGUUCCGGCAACCAAGCCUAACCCAUUUGCUAAGCCGCCUCUGCUGCCUGGCUCGAAGACCACGGGUGCCGCAAGCACGACGCCUUCCUCCGGUCCCAAAACUCUUGGCCCAUUUGCUAAGCCGCCCGUGCCGCCUAGCCCGCAGCCGCAGCCAGGAUCCGCACCGUCGACCACGACGCCUACUACCAACCCUGCGCCUGACUUGUUCGGUACGAAGCCUCCCCCGACAACCACAUCGAUCUUUCCUGGCACUACGCCUGCCUCGAACCCUUCGUCAGGUAGCUUGUCCGGCACGCAGCCUGCCCCGACAGUUACAUCGAUCCUGUCUGGCACCACGGCCGAUCCCAAUACCGCUACGUCCAACCCCGAAUUGCCGGCCUCGACGAAAACGCCUAGCUGGUGGGACACCAACUUCAAACCCUCUGGAACCGGCUGGGCGGGGUGGUCUUCGAAAGAUGCAGCAAAGCCUCCAACCGCCCUCCCGGAUGGAGGCAUAUCCGUCAGCAGUACGACUACUCCCACCACCACCACCGCCGACUCAUCCAACACCACGGCCGAUCCCCAGACUCCUACGUCCAACCCCGAUACCGCGGCCACCAACCCCAAACCCGCUGCAAGCGGCUGGGCGGGGUGGUCUGCGCUAAAUGCAACAAAGCUUCCACCUCCCAGCGGAGAUGCAGGCAUGUUCGUCAGCAGUACGACUACUACUCCCACCACCACCACCACCACUGCCGCUGCCGCCCCCUCUACGAAAGCCAAGAACCCCUUCGAUAUCAGCACCUCCCUAGACAGUUCCGAAAGCAGCUCGCCAGACACCUCGCGAAGCACCUCGCCAGGGUCGACCGGGGGAACCAAGAGGCCCGCCCCGGACCAGUCCAUCGACUCGGAACUCGCCAACAACGGCAAGGGCAAGCCCACCUCGACGAAGCGCGUCAAAACGGUGCAGUGGGGCGCCGAGGUCGUCUCGCCUAGGCCGUCGGCGCACCCGCUGAACUCGCCCGCGCUGUAUCAUCCAAGUGGCAAGCCCAAGAAGCUGCGCCCUAAGAAGAACCCGAACCCGGACCAGGACCAGGACCAGGACCCGGCGCCGAAGAAGGAUGAUGAUGAUAAUGGUGGGAGUCGCGGUCUUUUUGGGCUUUGGUGA
Anthostomella pinea is the source of this 2286-nucleotide messenger RNA. The record is from the annotation of a GenBank genome assembly. NCBI's taxonomy places the organism in Eukaryota, Fungi, Ascomycota, Sordariomycetes, Xylariales, Xylariaceae.